Prosopis cineraria is the source of this 1353-nucleotide messenger RNA. RefSeq lists its product as uncharacterized. Lineage: Eukaryota; Viridiplantae; Streptophyta; Magnoliopsida; Fabales; Fabaceae. The record is from RefSeq and is a predicted model, not a curated record. The transcript is spliced from 3 exons. Bases 1 to 1353 code for a protein of 450 amino acids.
AUGGACAAGGAAUGGAUGUCUUCCAAUCAAUUAACGAAGGAAUACUUGAAUGGGGUGAAAGAGUUUAUUAAGUUUGCACUUGAGCACACAAAUGAUCAUACUAGUAUAGUGUGCCCUUGUGUAAAAUGUUGUCUGAUGAAGCGGAGUUAUAAGUGUUGGCACAAACAUGGAGAGACAAGAGAUGCGAGCCGGGGUUAUAGUAAGAGCUACUUGUCACAUGAUUUUGAUACAAGUACAUAUGAGGUUAAUGAGGAAGACCAACUUGAAGAGAUGGCCAGGGUAAUUGAAGAGGAAUUGAAGGAUUGUCCUGAAAUGCUUGAGAGAUUAAAAAGUAAUGCGGAAAAGCCUUUUUAUAGUGGUUAUACCGAGUUCACAUUAUUGUCAGGGGUGUUAAGUUUGUACAACUUGAAAGCGAGUAGCAGUUGGAGUGAUAAGAGCUUUAGUGAAUUGCUUGCACUUCUUAAAGUGAUGCUACCUAAAGUGAACGAGCUUCCUAUUAACACGUAUCAAGCAAAACAAAUGUUACUUGCUAUUGAUAAUGGGAAAAGUCCGGAGAAGGCAUUGUGGUAUUUUCCUAUCGUGCCUAGAUUUAGACGAUUGUAUAGUAGCAAAGAAGAUGCAAAAAAUUUAACGUGGCAUGCGGAUGAGAGGAUUAAAGAUGGAAAAUUGCAACAUCCUGCUAACUCUCUCCAAUGGGGAAGGAUUGAUCAUGAGUACCCUGAAUUUGGACAAGAAGCAAGGAACUUACGCCUUGCAUUAUGUACAGAUGGAAUGAAUCCACAUGGGCUCCAAAGUAGUACCUAUAGUACUUGGCCAGUGAUUUUGAUAAUUUACAAUCUGCCUCCAUGGUUAUGCAUGAAACGCAAAUAUAUGAUGCUAUCCAUGCUAAUUUUAGGGCCAAAACAACCCGAAAAUGACAUAGACAUGUAUUUAGCUCCUCUAGUUGAAGACUUCAAGUUAUUAUGGGAGAUAGGGGUUGAGGUGUAUGAUGGGUAUAGGGAAGAAAAAUUUAAUUUGAGAGCCUUGUUAUUUGGUACCAUAAAUGACUUUCCAGCGUACGGUAAUUUAUCGGGGUACAGUAUAAAGGGGAAACUUGGAUGUCCUAUUUGUGAAGAAAACACAUAUUCAAUUAGGUUGGAGCAUGGUAUGAAGAAUGCUUAUAUGGGGCAUCGCAGGUGGUUGCAUCCAAGUCAUAAUUAUCGACAAUUGAAGAAAUGUUUUAAUGGGAAUUCAGAAGAACGUGGCCCACCUUUAAUGUUGAUUGGUAACCAAUUAUUUGAAAAGGUUAAGGAUUUGUAUAUUGAAUUUGGGAAACCUUUCUCAAAGCACCUUGGGACAAGUAGGUGGAAGUAA